AUGGAGGAUAUUGGCAAGGCGGGUUUCUUUUCGGAUAAGUCCAUCGGGACUGGUGAAAACACGCCGCUUCUCGACUCUUACACCUUCGAUUUCGACUCGGGACCUUAUGGGGGUGCACACUACACCAUAACUGGCGUACCCGAUAUGUCUACAGGAUUCAGCACCUUCGCCGGGACUGGCCUCAGCGCGACCGAGAUGGGCUAUUGCUACCCUUUUGGUGUAGAUCCUAGCAGCAGAGGGGACGGCUCCAUUCACCCACCGAAAUGUCGAUACGAGAAAUCGAUAAUGCAGGUUCAUCCCGAGAGCGGAGAUCUAGGCAUGCAAGGCGCGACCCUUUUUCCAAGCUCACCUACAUCCCUGGAAUCCGUCAGAAAGAGAGCACUAGACCUCCAUUGCUUUUUAUUUACUCAGCUUCACUGCGUAACCGAUGAGGAUCUAGCAGAGGCGAUAUUGUCACCCUUCAUCUUUUCCGAGUCGGUCAAGGAACCAACAGGACCGCGAGCCAACAUAAUACAACGUUUGAUUUACGCCUCCGAGUGCCUGUUGGGUCUCAUCUCGACUCUUUCCUUCUUGUGGACCGGCUGUGAGGACUCAGGAAACAGCCCGCCGGCGUCGAUGGCGAACCAACAAGGCCCACAGUUUCAGUUUCCGAGCAGAACCCAGCACAAAUCGAAUUCCGUCCUGGCGCAGCAUCUCCUGGGCCUAGCCGGGAGGAGUCUACACUUGGAAGAUUCUGCCAAUUUCACUGGCCGCCAACACACUGCCUCGCCCUCGGAAACCUCGGUCGUCGACCUGCCGACCAUAACAACCAUUCUAACAUGUCACGUGGGGAUCCUAUCAGUUUACCGAUACACAUUCUCCCGCAUCCACGACGCACUGCGCGCCUGCGGAUCAUCCCCUUCGGGCACCCCCGAGUCGGAACUGACGAGCCCGCACAAGAGGGCCACGACUUGUUCACCUUUGCCCAACAAGGAUACCUUGCCGCUCAACAUGCCGUUUGUGCUCGGGCUGCGGGUACAACUCGAGAUCAUGACGCACAUGUUGGACCGGAUGAGAGCGGCAUGGGCCACUGCUAUGGAAGACCACCCGGGCCAUGAGGAUCAUCAGCAGCAACAAGAGGAAGUAAAACAACACGACCGCCUCUCGCACCAUAAAAGAGCUACGCUGGCUACACUGAAGAGCAUGCUUGCGCUCAACGGCCACGAGCUCUCGAACCAGGAUGGUGGAACGGGCAUCGGUGCUGUGGGAGACUUGGGCGACAGAGUCAGGAGGCUUUUGCGUAAUUGCGACAAGGGCAUGUACUAA
Molecule: messenger RNA, 1305 nt
Organism: Pyricularia oryzae 70-15
Lineage: Eukaryota; Fungi; Ascomycota; Sordariomycetes; Magnaporthales; Pyriculariaceae
Exons: 1
Coding region: 1-1305 (434 amino acids)
Source: RefSeq, a predicted model, not a curated record